Meleagris gallopavo (turkey) is the source of this 1658-nucleotide messenger RNA. It is a transcript of the gene HOXC13, whose product is annotated as homeobox C13. Gene Ontology annotation, molecular function: DNA binding; DNA-binding transcription factor activity, RNA polymerase II-specific. NCBI's taxonomy places the organism in Eukaryota, Metazoa, Chordata, Aves, Galliformes, Phasianidae. The record is from RefSeq and is a predicted model, not a curated record. Gene Ontology annotation, biological process: regulation of DNA-templated transcription.
AUGACGACGUCCUUCAGCCUCUGUCCCCAUCCCGGCCCCGGAAGCCUCUCGGAUUCCCUCACCUUGAACUUGGACUCUGAGAUGCCCCAAAUCGCUCCUCGACGGUUCCAACAGCUGGGGAGGCCGCUGCCCGGCGAAGAGCUGCCGUCGAGGCCGAAAGAAUUCGCCUUUUAUCCCGGUUUCGCCAGCUCCUACCAAGCGGUUCCCGGUUAUUUGGACGUGUCGGUGGUCCCGGGGUUGGGGGCUCACCCCGAGCCUCGGCACGACGCUUUGCUUCCCAUGGAAGGUUACCAGCACUGGGCUCUUUCGAAUGGUUGGGACGGGCAAGUGUACUGCUCCAAAGAGCAAUCGCAGUCGGCGCACCUUUGGAAAUCUCCUUUUCCAGACGUGGUCCCCCUGCAACCCGAAGUCAGCAGCUAUCGGAGGGGGAGGAAGAAGAGGGUUCCCUACACCAAAAUCCAGCUGAAGGAGCUGGAGAAGGAGUACGCCGCCAGCAAAUUCAUCACCAAAGAGAAGCGGAGGAGGAUUUCGGCCACCACCAACCUGUCCGAGCGCCAAGUGACGAUCUGGUUCCAGAACCGGAGGGUCAAAGAGAAGAAAGUGGUGAGCAAAUCCAAAACAGCGCAUCUCCACCCCACCUGACAUCGCUGAAGGGAAGGUUGUGGAGGGGGGAGGUGUGGGGGGGGGUGUCAGCGAGGGGCGUCAAUAUUUAUCCGGUGAUUCGUGUGGCAACGACAGCACCGGGACUCUGCAGAUCCGAACCCAUUAUUUAAACCUCGCCACUAAGAAACGCGCAGCUCAUUCCCACCCUCGCCCGCUCGCGCCCCGCAGCACCGACCGCAUCUUCGAUGUAUUCCUCUGCCCCGUCUCUGACUGUGGAUCCCCCGAUUCUUCCGCUCUGAGAAACGCAGCGAUGAGUCGGACUGUGUCUAUUUCUCAAAGGGAAUAAGCUAAGAGGGCAGCUCUGCUAAGGGAGAGAUGAGCCCCGACCUCCGCCCCGCAGCGCGGUGUGGUCCGUUUCCCCGCAAUGACCGCUCGCAUCUCGGGCCAUUCACACCCCCCCACCCCCCCACGCGAUGUAAAUGUAUGGAGAACCCAUGGCAAAGUGCAUCAGCUUCGUCUUUCCUCGGCUCUCAGGGCCGAAAAUCGCAGCUCAGGCCGCUGCUGCGGGAAGAGAACCAUUGCUCGGUGUCGCAUCUCCAUCCCCAACGCUGGUUUAGGUCCUACGUGGAAGUGAGUUCUGUACAGUGCUGUUUUCUCGGUCUGUUCUCAUGAGGGUUUCUGUUAUCUUUGCCCCGAAACUGGAAUGCCCGUUCUCCGCUGCCAGGAUGGAAAAAUGCACAAUAUUGUCUGUAGGGUUUCUUUCUUUCCCUCUCUAAACCGACCGAAUGUCCACAGUGUUUUUCGGAUAUGUAAAAGCAUCGGGGUUUUUUUUGUUUGUUUGUUUGUUUAAUUUUUGUUUGUUUUAUUUUUUUUUUAAUGUCGUGUAUAUGUACAUAAUAUCGUGGUGUCCAGAUGAUGUGUACCGACUGCGGAUGACGUUUCUCGAAAAUAAAUCUCUUUUUUUCGGUCGUCGUUUUGCCUCGAGGAGGGACUCCGCACAGCUCUUUGUAACCUUCGGCCUCUCCCGUCCGCGGAGAAAGGGUGGAAAAAAUAGA